Molecule: messenger RNA, 1700 nt
Organism: Penaeus vannamei (Pacific white shrimp)
Lineage: Eukaryota; Metazoa; Arthropoda; Malacostraca; Decapoda; Penaeidae
Product: borealin
Biological process (GO): mitotic sister chromatid segregation
Cellular component (GO): chromosome passenger complex; spindle midzone; chromosome, centromeric region
Source: RefSeq, a predicted model, not a curated record
CCAGUGCGCUUCCCGACGCUCACUUGUUCCGCGCGAACAUUCAUAAAGACAAACAAGUCCAACUGACAUCUCCGAUUUCUUCCUUACUUUCGUUCGUAGUAUAAAAAGUCAUGCCAAGGAAGAAGCGUUCCCGUGUCCCCUCAAGGGCAAAGCCAGCACUGCCUGAUGACUCCAGUGAGCCAGACAUGGAAGCAGAACAGCGUAAAGAGAAGCUGAAACUCCUGCUGGAAGACUUUGAUCUGGAGGUUGAAAAAAGGACAGCAUUGAUGGAAGAAGAAAUCAAGAAUAUUCAGGAGUCUAUUCGGCAGAUCUACAAAAUUGACUUACUUCGUUAUCCUGAAAAAACAAAGAAGAUGCUCUGGGUUGAUCACAUUAAACAGCAGAAUAAUCAUGAGGUAAAAUCCUCUGCAAGAGAUAGCUUAGUCAAUGUUAUCAGCUCAGCUGAUAGUAUCUUACAAUCUGCGGCCAAAAAGAGAGCAGUACGACCCCGGAAAGCUGUAGCCACUGUAGAGGACAAUGGAUUUUUGGCUCCUGUUACAAGAAGUACUCGAGCUAGUCGUCAGAAGCCAGUUUUUGGUAAUAGCCAGGUUGACAAUAUGAUUCCUCCUCCUUCAACUGGCAGACGUCAGAGAACAAAAAAAGUGGAUAUUGCAGCUACUCCUGCCAACCAGAAUAUUCCCCCAAGCUUUAAGUCAUCCAUGCUGGUUACUCCAAAAUUUGAUCCACGAACUCCACUACCUCCGGGGACUAUAAAGAGAAAGCCAAAAAUCGGAGAAAUUGCCAUUUCACUCACUGGUUCCCCCUUGCAAGUAUCACCAGCUGUUAAGCCAAACUAUGACAUAAAGGGCUUAAUGCAGAACCUAGACCAAGAUAAUCUGGAUGAAGAGACAAGAGCAGAACUUGAGGAGUUCCAUGCUAAAGUAGGGAGGUUGCUGAAUAUGUGAAAAUACAAAUUUUUCCUUUUUUCCCAAAGAGAUGAAGUGUCUCAUCAAGGCACUUUUAUGUGUAGAUAUUUAUGAACAAUGAUGAUUCUGGCAUGCUUCUGAGAUUUUGCAAUAGAAUCUUUUGCUUGAAAGGUCAGAACCUAAGUUAAAUGUUUGUAGUACUUGUGCAAGAUCAUAUUCCUCUUGAAUAUGAUAUAUCUCAAAUCAGAAACUAUAACCUAAGUUUUCAGAAAUGUGUAUAUAAAUGUAUAUUAUUUUCUUGGGAGGAGGUGCUACAAUUACAUAUGUGUACUGUAAUACUGUAUUUUAGUUUAGAAUGUAUUAUCACACAAAGUAUUAUGAUAGAUUAAAUUUAGGUACUUUUUCAUUAUUUUAGCUUAUACUCCAUUAGUACAUAGUUUGUGGUCCCGAAAGUGAUUUUUUCUGUCCUUUAUGUCUCUUAUCAAGAUUAUUUCAACAGAUUUCUUGCAUGACUUGCAAACAUGUUUAUUUAUCUGUAGCAUAUGCCUUCAGAUGCCUCCAUUACGAUUUUUUAAAAAGAGAUCCAUGUUACUGCAUUGUUGUUAAAAUUGUUAGGUUUAAGAUUAACUUGUCAUAUAUAUCUUGCAACAAAAAACAUUUAAACAAGUCUUAUGCAAUGAUUUUAUUAGAUUUAUUUCAGCAGCAAGUAAAUGGACACUGUACAUAGAAAAAUGUUUUUAUGGUAAUUAUGAAUCUUUUUAUAGCAGAAGGAAAAUAUAAACUGGAUUUGACAUU